Molecule: messenger RNA, 5152 nt
Organism: Hypoxylon trugodes
Lineage: Eukaryota; Fungi; Ascomycota; Sordariomycetes; Xylariales; Hypoxylaceae
Product: mediator complex subunit 13 C-terminal-domain-containing protein
Exons: 2
Coding region: 1-4500 (1499 amino acids)
Biological process (GO): regulation of transcription by RNA polymerase II
Cellular component (GO): mediator complex
Molecular function (GO): transcription coregulator activity
Source: RefSeq, a predicted model, not a curated record
AUGAUUGAUACGAAUUACGAUAUGGACACUGGCGAAUAUGAAACUAAUGCAUUGGUAAUUAAUAAUAUAUCAUCCGUGAACUUCGCCUUUUACGACCCUGUCUCCCCGAAUUUGGCAUCCUUCGGUUCCAAUGCGAUCGAGCUCGAGACUACACUCCGGCGAGACGGGUUCUUAGCCUAUUUCGAUACCAUCCGACGGGGAGUAUGGCUCUUUCGCCUGUCGCAAAAAGACAAGCUUCAAGGAAGCCAAUCGGCCACGUCAAUAUUCCCAAAGUCCAUUGGAAGUGCUGGAUUUACCUUUGCUUUGAGUGAGGAGGGUGUUUUUGAAUCGGCCGCGCUGGUGAAGAAUCGCACUCAUGGUCCAAAUUCAGCCAAUACUCCGGCUAGCUCCUCGUCCAGCGGAUCCGCCGUUCUCGAUCCGAGUUAUAGGAACACACAGUCUGCCACUCUUCCCUCUGGGCAACCCUUCCCUACAAUUAGCGAGCAGGACAUUAAAGCAGUCUCCCUUGAUUCAAAAUCCGUUUCAUCUGCUUCUGUAAAAGAUGUCUACGAACACUUCAUUUCCGCUGCUCUAUCUGCGGUAUCUUCGAGCUUCUGUGUUACCACCAGUGCUAUUCCAUUAAGCUCUCGAACAUUUCUCCUCCCACGGACCUCCCAAGAUGAUUUCCUCAGUGUCCCCGCUGUUCUCGCCUCUCUACGCAUAUAUCUUACAACAACGGGUAACUUGGUUAUAUCCUUCGCGCUUUCUUUGGCAGAGGGUAUAAUCAAUUUGUCGGAAAACCUAGGACACCCUCUCCCGUCGCUGGGUGUUACCGUACUCGCCGCACCUUUGGGCAUGUUUGCUAGUUGCCACCCGAUUACGAUUUCCGAGACUACAGCCACCGAGGGUAGCUACGGCCAGUCACCAGAUACGCAGGUUAUGAGGUUGCGGUCGGAAAGGGAUGACGGCCCCUGGCGGAAUAUUUGCUCCAAUUUCCUUCAAGCCCGUAAUAUACCGUCCUCUUACUGUGAAUCGCAGAACUGGGUUGGUCUUCAGCGAAUGCGUCGGAAACCAACAGAACAGAAUAUAGACGGAAAAAGAACUCCUGUUGUAGGUGCUCCUAGUAUAUCAUGGCCUGUCAACCUCUGCUUCUGCAAGAUAUUUUCGCGGCUGUCUAUUGGGGGUGAAAUAGAGGAUCAAUCAGCCGACCGGAAAUUUGACGCCUUAAAAGUUGCAAAACAAUGGUUCUUGAGCGCGGGAGAACGUGAUAACACCCUAGAAAAAAAUAAAAAGGAGAGAGAAUCUGCGAUAGCUCGGGAAGCCUCAUUAGCGGACGGCCAAGCUCAGCACGCGAAUGGGCUUUCACCUCUAGCUUUACACCGGUCUGGUAAUACCGGGGCACCACCAGGAGGGCUCUAUCUUACACCACCGGAACCUAACGCCCAGAGCAUCAUAGGCGCAACACCGUCGAUGGAUGAUUCAGCUUCUAGUCCUGGAAAUCAUGUGACCACUGCGGCGCCAGCAGAUAUGGAAUCUACCCGCAACGUAUCAUAUAACGAUGAUUGGGAGAACACGGAAACGAAGCGUGAGCGCAUCGGCAGCUCAUUCGAAUCCGAAAAUCUUUUCGGUGAACUUGGCCCCGAUAUGUUUGGCGACACGGAUAUAACAGAAGCGGAUUUCAACUUCUUCGAUGAGCAACCUGGAGACAUGGGUUUGAGUUCUCUUGACCUUCCAAGCCUCCAAAAUACGGAUUCUAGUCUCGAUCUUGGAGUUGGCCUUCCAACGUCACAAGAAUCACAUAUGCAAACGGGCGCUCCGGAUAUUCACUUGCCUGAUGCCACUCCCUCGCCAACGUUUACGAAACCUGAGCUUAAACAUGCCCGAAGCUCGUUAGGAGAAGAAGUGCGACGUCAUGGUGGACUCGAAACUAACAGAUCGCAAUCUGCGGCCUUGAAACGGCCUGCUAGCCCGUUCAACCCGGAUACGGUAUUCAAGAGAAUUAGAGCUUCCCUUGAUAACCACAAAGCCGUCCACAAGAAUUCUCGUAUGGACUUCUCUUUUCAUAGCAGUAUUUUUGAUAAGGUGGAAUUCGGUCCUGGCUUAUCAAUGGUAAAUAGCAAAUAUGAAGGGAGUGGACGGUUUGAUUUUUCCCUUGAGCGACAAGCAGCGGACACCAAGUCCUCGAGCGCGAACGAGCCACCGACCACAGAUUAUCUACGACGUCAUUCAAAGAACCGAAAGGGCCUAAAAGAACUUCCUGCGAAAGUUGGACAACUCCUUAGUCGUUCUUCCGGCACCCAAGUUCCGACGUCGGACAGAGCGAGUCCCUCUGGUAUCGACGAAGCUCAUUCAGAUGCUGAUGAGAUUAGUCUCGUGUCAGAUCAGGAUGACUCCAGUUACGAUAGCGACGAACCUUUAUCCCCAGUCAAAUCUUCGAGUGUGAGGCGACGUCUAGUCGAUGAUGACGGGGAAUCGCUUGCUACAUCAUUUAGAGAACUCGAAUCUGUGGAUGUCAGCUCGCCGCAUUUGCCACUUGAAUUUCCUCAAACUUGCAAGUCUGAAGCGGAUCUUCUCACAAAAUAUUUUGCCGACCCGGAGCCGCCUUUUCUUCAAUAUUCAUUACCGGAUGAUCUGUUAAUCAUGGCGGCACAGAUCCUAACAGAUCAGUUCUCCACUUCGACACUUUUCGUCAAUCAUAUCUCACAGCCUUUAGAUUCAAGAGUUGAUAGACAUCGUCAACUCACCGGUUUAACACGGAAAUCCAUCCAAGAUAUCAAAUCUUGCCUCCCCCCUUGUCUCGCAACCGCCACUGAGUAUCAAUUCCGCCCCUUCAUAGAAAUUCAAGAUGUGCCGCUUCUUGGUCAGCCUACGAGGAUGCAGCCAAGGCCACCAGGUGCUGACCAAACGAGACCAAGCAACUUAUUCCAGAUUCCAUCACCACAUUUUGAGUUACGACGAUAUGAGUCGAAAUUGUCCGUUCUGCCUUCUGCAGUAUCGUUUUGGGAGAGCCUUGGACUCAGCCCGUCCCCGGGGAAUAAAGACAUCAACGCUAUCUGCAUUUUUCCUGAUUAUGAAGGUCUUGGCGACGAUAUGCUAGUGUUUACGGAUAGGAUGCGUAGCAUCUAUGAAUCCUUAAAACUAGGCUCGUUUAAUCGCCUUCCAUCAUCAUCUGGCAGUGAAAACGGCAUGUUCCCUUUCUCGGUUGAAAAAGACUCAGCGCCGUUUUCUAAAUCGAUGGCGGCUUGUGUUUCCAAAAUCUGCCAAACGCUAGCUUCAAUGGUAGUUGAGGAGAUAAAUUUCGUUGUUUUCUUCGUCUAUUCACCAGAUGCUAUUUGGUCGAUUGUUGAAUGCUGUGCGGUUUUCAACCAAAUAUUCGAAGACUACAAACAAUUACUAGCUAACAAAAAAUUGGCAUCAACCAACGACCUAGCCUUGCAACUGAUUCCACAAGAAUUCGUAGCAUCUUCCAACUCAGUGGCCAUGCCAUCUCCCUUCGAUUUUUCUAGGCUAGCAAUGGAGAUAUAUGACAGGUGCACUCAAUUCGGUAGUGCGGCGACGUCCCCAGCUAUUACACUUGAACAACCACCACCACGGAUGAUUGAUUUCAAAUUAACAACAAACCCAUCUGCAUCCUUACUACAUGAGAAUACCUGCCUGCAUAUUGCUUACGCGCAGAGUAUAGAUGGGAGAUGGAUCACGGCGGCCUGGACGGACAAUAGGGGUAGCCAACAAAUGACUGCGUCCUACUGUCUAGGAAGAAAGGGGAAGAGUCUAUCGAGACCAGUUGCAGAUGUCGCAACGGAGAUAUGGGGUGCAACGCGUGAUUUUAUCUCGACAUGGAAGGUUCAUUGGCGCAUUAUUAUUGCGAAGUGUGGCGUAAUGGAACAGUCUGAGAUAGAGCUCUGGUCCACUCUUGCACAAGGAGAGUCAAAGGCGUCGAUUAGCUUGACCCUCAUCGCAGUAGACACGGACCCAUCUCUGCAACUGCUUCCACCAGUUGUCAAAGUGUCUAAUAAUGCUCUUUCGGUAUUUUACACAACACCGGUUUCGACCCCGCAGGGGUCUAUGGUCUCCCCCGAGCAGAGUGGUAACCCCACUACCCCUAUACGAGAGAAUGUAAUGAUGAGCGCUGCUACGCCCGGAGGCGAAAACAAUGGGGAAUCCGAAAACGAAGCCACAUUAACGGAAAUCACAGACCAAACAUGGGGUGCUGUGCUUUCUCACAGAUUAAACAAUUCAACUUCACUGACGGAGCUCAACCCAGCUCUAAUCAGCGGAUAUCUAGUAAAACGAGGCGGAACAAGAAUUGAAGAUCCGCCCACCGUCAUGGAGGUUAAUAUUAUACACAACGAAGGGAAUCCUAGGGCAUACGAAUCACUCCUAAGGGAGAUGCUUACAUAUUACCGUGGGCUAGGAACACUAGCUAGGGCUCGUGGUAUGGUAGAUAAGGAGACUGACAUCCGGCCGUGGCAUAUCGCUGCGGCCGAGAAAGCUGUCAAGGCUUUAUACAUGCUAAUGUGAUAGAAGGAUGUUAAUGUCUAAACACUGAGAGGGGAAGUGUCCUCAGGCCGCUAUAAGAAACCGCUAUUCUAUCACAGGCCAUAUAAUUUAAUACAUUACUGAUAUACAUACAUUAUUGAUACUCGUGGGUCAUUACUAAGCUUAUUUGUUCGCCUACUAGGACAUCUACCUGAGGACAUGAUACCCCUCAUUCCUUCAUUGUCCGGGGUUCCCCAAACUAUACCCCAUAUGAAGCAACAAAGAGCUGACGAUAUCACAACCAUUCGCCAACGGCAACCAACCACGCACCCAGACCCUUGCGUCACAGCACGUUGGGGAAAACAACGCGAUGUUUAUAUCCGUACAGGUCUCGGCAUUAGGGCCAUGUGAUACAGUCUCGGACACGUUCGGUCCACGGGAAUGGCAAAAAGAGCUCAAAAGGGCAAAAAUUUUCGAUUUUGAAAGCAAGUAUCCAAAAGCAAAUUUCGCACUAAUGACGAGACUAGCGACGUUGGUGAUGAUCAUAGGUAACAUCAAGUGUAACACAACAUUAGCCUCUAACCUUUAUCUUUAACAGCUGAAGGGAAAGCAAGACUACUGGGUGCCCCCUAGGGGGGCAUGAUUUUCCAGCAAGCCACUUCCCCCCUUCCUUUAGGAAUAUAUAUCUCGUUGC